Molecule: messenger RNA, 1887 nt
Organism: Parascedosporium putredinis
Lineage: Eukaryota; Fungi; Ascomycota; Sordariomycetes; Microascales; Microascaceae
Source: the annotation of a GenBank genome assembly
AUGGUGACCGCCGCAACGACCGCCGCGGUGGCUUCCGAGGUGCUCCGGUUUGAAUGGCAAUUCGCGUACAUACGAAUGCUCAUUCUGCUCUUCAAGCUUCCAUCGCAGAGACGCUCUCCUCAGGCACUGGCGGACGUGCGCCGAAAGGCUCAAGUCCGGCCUCCCUCCUCCGAGCCUGCCGGCAGGCAAGCGGGGUCGGAAGCAAAACGCCUGCGCGCGGUGCGCGCGCCUCAAGAAGAAGUGCAGCGGCACCCAACCCUGCAACAUCUGCGUGAAGCAGGGCCACGACUGCACCUAUGCCCGAGGCCCCGCAAGCGUCGCCUCCUCCUCCUCGUCGAGCGACUCCCCGGCUUGACGCCGCCUCCCGGCCCCGGCCCCGAGCUCGACGGCGCGACCAUCGAGCUGCCGCCCCGAUUCUUCGACGACGCCUCCUCCUCUGCGAUUAUGAUACCCCAUACCUCAACACAGUGGCUCGACGUCACCGGCCUCGACGCCGCUCAGCAGCUUCACCUGUCGAUAUCCCCCUUCCUGUCCGCUCGACUACGAUUCGUCGUCCGGUUCACGUCCACCAACUGCAUCGCCGACGCCUUUGGUUGUCUAAACUCGGCGCUGAGGAAGCAGAUCAUGGCCAUGACGCCGCCUACCCUCGGAAUGGCGCCGUCCACCCAGGGCCUCGGGUUGAAUUUGGGCUGGGAGCAACCCAACCUCGCCGUGUCCCUGGGGUCCAUGGACCCUUUGAGCCAGCAGCAAUACCUGCUCGCCGACGUAAACACGAUAUUCGGGAAAUCAUCCCUCUCCAUGAACCUGGACAAGUUCAUCGCGGCGUUUUGGCUCUUUUGGUCCCCCAACUGGCCCGUCCUGCAUCGGCCGACCUUUAACGCCACCGAGCGGUCCUCGAGGCUCGUCGCCGCCCUCGCCGUCAUGGGCGCGUGCCUGACCUCGGAGAAGAGCGACCGGCAGCAGGCCCUCGGCUGGAUGCCGUCCAUCGAGGAUUGGGUCUUUGCGAAUGCGUACCUCAGCGACCAGCCCAUCCCCCACACCAUGGAUGACAUGGAGCUCGCCCUUAUCCAAGGCCGCAUCGAGGCCAUCCAGGCGGCCUACACCCUGCUGCUCAUGCUCCUCUGGGAGGGUCCUCUGCCGCGCAGGCCACGCGGGCGCGGAGGGUCCGUGUGGAAGAUGUUUGCCAUGCGCCAAGAGUGCGUCCGUGCCAUUCUCUACGUCUUCCUCAUCGACUGCGCCUUCAUCAUUUAUAAUAAUACGCCCCCGCGCAUGAUUAUCAGCGAGCUCCAGUACGAUACCGUGUGCCCGGAUUCCUGCUUCAACGCGCCCGAUCCCGACUCGUGGUGCGAGGCGAUGCGUCAGUGGGCCGAGACGGGGCCUGCGGCGUUCCUCUCGAUCGCCGACCUCAUCGAAACGAGCCUCAAGGAAGAUCUUACCCCUCCGGAAUGGGAUUCUCUAGAGCAAACAAGUCUUUUGAACUUGUUUGCCAUAGCAAGUGCCUUUCACAACCUCAUUUUCCAUCAUCAUAACGGGCCCGAAAGCCACAUCCGGUCCGACCGCGUGUCCCGCGGUCUCCGGAACUGGGUCAGGGUGUGGGGCGACCGCGAUCCCGUGCCCACCGAGAUCGACAGCGCCCACCCCGACCUGACGGGCCAGCCCGGGUUCAUCCGCUAUGUGCGCGAGUACUGGAGCUUGGCCGUCAUCUUCAACGACCAGUACGAAUACAGGAAACCCUUCCACCCGAAGCAAUUCGAGGGGAGCCACGGGGCGGCGCAGCGGAGAGGAGACGUCCGCUUGAUGCCGGAGACGGAUAGCUCCAACAUGUCACCCAUUCACGAACUUGUCGUGCGGUUCCGGGACGUAGACCUGAGCUCGAGUUUAUGCUAG